This is a messenger RNA of Chaetomium globosum CBS 148.51, 1353 nucleotides long. RefSeq lists its product as uncharacterized. Lineage: Eukaryota; Fungi; Ascomycota; Sordariomycetes; Sordariales; Chaetomiaceae. The transcript has 5 exons. The record is from RefSeq and is a predicted model, not a curated record. The coding region runs from base 1 to 1353 and encodes 450 amino acids.
AUGAUUUGCGAUCGAUGCCGCGACGCGUUGCAAGGUGUUGCCAGCAUUGACGAGUCCUGGGCCGUAGGUCUCAAACACCGGCCAGAGGAAGAUGUGAGCGACGAGAGGGUCCGAAUGUCCUACGGUAUCAAGCAUCAUCCUACAUAUGAGAGCUUCAGAGAGGCUCUUGCACAGCGUUGCAGUGUUUGCAUUGCCCUUUGGGAGGGAUUGGAGCCUGAAGAGCAGGGUAUUUUUGAGAAUACGACUCGGACAGAUCCUAGCCAGCACCCCGUCACGCUCACUCGCCAUACCCGAUCACCGGAAACGCUAGACUUGGCUAAGCGUUGGGUUACCAGCUGUGUUAGACACCACGGAAAAUGCAGGGCCGGCUCAGGCGAUGGGACUUGGUAUCCAACUCGCCUCCUUGACCUAAGCCGCGUCACCAACACCGCAGAGCCGUGGGCGGGCCAGAGACUAGUCGAGGGAGUCUCGCUUGGAUCACUCCCACAGCUCAUGCAAGACGUCAUCUUCGUCUCGCUCGAGCUCGGUAUCCAUUACAUCUGGAUCGAUUUGUUGUGUAUUUUCCAAGACGAGGAUGACAUAACGGACUGGCAGCAGGAGUCCGCGCUCAUGAACAAAGUCUAUUCGAAUACCUUUUGCAACAUCUCAGCUGGCGAUGCAAACGGUUGCCUGGAGUCCUUGUUUAAUACUAGGGAUGCGGAUAGCUUUCUCCCACAAGUCAUUGAACUCCAGGUCGGCCGUGGCGACCACAAGACACAGCUUUUCCGCGUCUACGACUUGGACUACUGGCGACGAAGUAUCUCCGGAGCACUUGUCAACAAACGGGGUUGGGUUCUCCAGGAGCGCUUCCUUUCCGCCCGCGUCUUACAGUUUGAUAAGCGCCAGGUGCUCUGGGAGUGCCUUGAAAACUGUGCUACGGAGACCUGCCCGGAACAGAUCCCACGACACCUAUUGGGUAGGGAUCACAGGAUCUUCAAGAACAUGGUCAAUCCCACAAUCCAGGUUGAGGUCCGCCAUCUCUGGACUUGCCUGGUUCAAGAGUAUACGGCGUGUGAUUUGACGGUCCCCAGCGACAAGCUCGUUGCCGUCUCCGGGAUUGCAAAACACAUAGCUGCCCUUCUCCAAGAUAGCCACUUCUACGGCAAGACGUCACGGCCUGCGGAAUACCGCGCUCCUUCUUGGUCCUGGGCAUCGAUUGAUGGUCCAGUGGCUCCGGGGCCGCAGCUCCUCAAGCAUCCCCUCAUCAAGGUCGAGGAGGUACAUCUCGAGUAUUUGACAGAUGAUGUCUAUGGGGCAGUGACGUGGGGGUGGAUUCGCUUACGCGGCGCGCUGAGGCAGCGUCAAGGUCGUUGA